Molecule: messenger RNA, 1113 nt
Organism: Fusarium falciforme
Lineage: Eukaryota; Fungi; Ascomycota; Sordariomycetes; Hypocreales; Nectriaceae
Product: F-box domain-containing protein
Exons: 1
Coding region: 1-1113 (370 amino acids)
Source: RefSeq, a predicted model, not a curated record
AUGAGACACGCUGCGAAUGCCUUGCAGGUCGACCUCGGCGAAGUCUGGAAGCGGAGAAAUUUGGACGACAAGGAAAAGGCGUCGAGGGCGGACCACGAGCUUCGCCGGGCGCUCUUCUUCGGACCUCUCCACAGCAUCAAUCGAGUAACCCACCCCCGAGACCUAACUGUCCUGGUUCCUGAACUAUUCGCAGUUCUACUUGCCUUGCUCCCCAAUCUCAAGCACCUCGCCUUCAGCACAACCCCGACCACUUUCAGUGUCGGUGUUGGGAUGGCCGAUGUGCCACCGGCGGCAAUGAGUGCCCUCGGUGUCACCAAGCUGCCUCUUCGGGUUCUUGAGGCGGGUUUCAAACCGAGAUACCUUUCUAGAGUGACGCCGGAUCUCGAAUCCCUCACGUGUGGUCGCGUAGGUGGCCUCGAGGAAUCUGGCUUUCCGCGUUUGAAGUCGCUCCGUAUUAGAGGGACUCGUGUCAACAGACAUAAUUUGGGCCGGAUCGUCGAGUCUUGCCCUGAGAGUCUUUCUUCGUUCACAUACGAGGCAUCUGGGUUUCUGGAAACAAGCAUUGAUUCUGGCUUGGAUCAUGUUGUGCAGCCUUCUGAUGCCGUUACACAUCUCAGCAAGUUUCACGACACACUCAAGUCGUUGCGUCUAGACUUACGGUUCCACACCCGCACGCCUCGCGAUACCGAGAUAGACAACUUACCUAACCUCGAAGACUUUACGGUUCUGGAAGACCUCUUCCUCGCCACCAGUGCGAUAUACAACUUCAACAACUUGGAACUGCCUCAUGGGGACUCUCUCGUCGAUAUCCUCCCGCCGAACAUCGUGUCGCUUACUCUCGCCAAGACAUGGUGGCUGAGAGCUCAACGACUGAGGCUGGGUCGGCUCGGUCUUGCUGAACACAAGCGGUGUAACCCAGAGCGAUUUCGCAAGCUGAAGUUUGUUCGAUGCGAUACGAGGGAAGUCUGUUUCGACAGCUCCGUCAAAGAGGCGUUCGGGGAGGUGGGCAUUGAUCUGGUGUAUGAAGAGUUUCCGAGGCAAGACUUGAGCUAUAAUGACCGGGACGGAGGAUACUUUCGACAGUCCGCAUGGUGGGAGGGUGAUGGACUAUAG